AUGAGAGAUCUUCAUCCAUCCUCUUCUGCUACGCCGACGACCGCGAGAUCUUCGACUUCUCACCGUCCUACCUAUACUGCCACUCUUUCUUGUCACGACGAGGCAGAAGAGGAGAGGUACAGAGAGCAGACCUCCGAUGCUCUGAACGAAGUCAUUAUGGCUGUCGAUAUGAACAGAGAUGGAAAGGUCGGAUGCGCAUACUAUGUCGUCCUUGAUGAGACUUUGGUCAUCGAAGAAGACGUCUCUAUGGGUGGGAUCGAAACUGUGGCCACUUUGGUGCUCCAAGCGCAGCCAACGACUAUCAUGGUGCCAAACAGGGCUCCCCAAAAACUUACCGAGUUCCUUGAGAAGGAUGCGCAAAAGCUUGACGAGGACGAUGCCACCGAAAUUCGAGGGCUCUAUAUCCUUCGCCAUCUUGUCAGCGCAGAGUUUGACUAUGACGCAAACAAAGAAGCGCUUUUGGGGCUUUACAACGAUGCGUGUUCCGGAGAUGGGAUGUCGCCAGGGGCAGAAGACGAAGACGCCAUGCAUUGCAUUGGUGGUUCAAGCCACAGGCGACUGAUGCGCUUAGAGAAGACAGUCAAUCUCGGUAGCCAUCUUUCGAUUGGUUGUGCUGGGGCCGUGUUGAGUGACCUUGAGCGUCGCCGCAGCACUGAAUAUCUCGCCCCUGGUGCCGAGGCACCAAUCUCUUUCAGAGUCAAGGCAAUCACCAUGAGUUCACAGUCAGAUGUGAUGCUCAUAAGUGCAGACGCCUUGUUGUCGCUACAGAUAAUGCGAACAGAGCUUCACCCAAACCCGCAACUCCAGUGCCUUGGAGGCUCCGAGAACAAAGUCAAGGAAAGCCUUUCCAUUUCCGGGCUUCUCCAAGCUCUAGCAGGAACGGUCCAAGGAAAAGCAAGACUCCGUCAAAUGCUCUUUCAACCGAGCCUUGAUGCCGAUGUUAUCGAAGAGAGACAGACGAGCAUUGCGGUCUUUCUCCGCCCCGAGAACAGUGAUAUUGUAGCAAGCAUACGGAGACAGUUGAAGAAAGUCAAGAACAUCAAGGCCGCAUUGCACCAUGUCAGAGGCGGUGUUGACAGAAUCAGAGGGCAGUUGUCCCUUCGGAUCAACGACUGGAGGGCGCUUUUGCGGUUCACAAUGAUCGCAACCCAACUACGGGAGGACAUACGAUCCCUUGCGGGAGGCCAAGAUUUGAGCAUCUACGCAAAGCUCCAAGACGAUAUUGACACCCAGGCAAUUCUCCAGGCUGGAGAAAUGAUAGUGAACACUAUCGACUUCAAAUUGUCACAAGACACGGGCCGAACGGAAAUCUUACCAGGCGCCAGUGAAAGAUUAGACGAGCUUAAGGACGACUACACGCAGGUGUUCCAAGAGCUUUCCGAUAUCAAACGAGAGGUAUUGGCGCAAGUCCCAAGAUGGGCUGUCCAAUAUGUCCAGGAAUGUACUAUAGUGCCCCGGCUUGGGUUUCUCAUUGCAGUGACCCUAAACCCUGAUACGGGAGAAGGUGCUUUCAACGGAAGGGGAGUUGCAGAUGACGAGUGGCACCAGGUCGUGACGGACCAUCAACGGGCCUACUACAAGAACAAGACAAUGGUCGAGCUGGACGGCAUAUAUGGCGAUUUAACUGCAGAGAUUGCCGAUGAAGAAAUUGAGGUUGUAAUCAAGCUGGCAGCGGCUGUUUUUGAGCACGAAAAUGCUCUGAUUCGCGCCUCGGAAAUCCUGGGGGAGCUUGACAGCCUGCUUGCGUUGGCUUUGGCUGCAGAGAAGUUCAAUUGGGCGCGACCAAAGAUGACAAGCGAGAACGUCCUUGACAUUGAGGGCGGACGUCACCCUCUCCAAGAGCUUCUCGUCCCGUCUUUCAUCCCCAACGACUGCUUUCUCAAAGGUGGUCGCGGAUCGGAAGACAACGACGAGGUUGAUAUCGCAGGUGUCGAGUGCGAACCGAAAGAGUCGUCCGUCUUGAUCUUGACUGGCCCAAACAGCUCGGGAAAGAGCAUCUACAUGAAACAGGUUGCCCUAAUCGUCUAUCUGGCACACAUUGGGAGCUACGUGCCCGUCACACGUGCGACGAUCGGAAUAACGGAUCGGAUCUUCACACGGGUCGCUACCCGAGAAACUGCCAUGGACGACGAAAGCGCAUUCAUGACCGAUCUCAAACAAGCAGCCUUCUCCACCAACUUUGCAACCCGGCAAAGUCUCGUACUCGCAGACGAGUUCGGGAAAGGCACCAGUAUGGACGCCGGUGCGGCCAUCUUGGGAGCCUAUAUUUACCACUUCCUCGAGAUGGGGGCAGAUCGCCCUAGGGUGCUCGCGAGCACACACUUUCACGAUGUGUUCAAGAAAGGAUUCCUAAAGCCCGAGGAGGGCGUGGCGUAUGCUCACAUGGAAGUUCGACUGGACCCCGAGGCCAAAGAUGUUGAAGAUCGAAUCACGUAUUUGUACCGCCUUGUCCCCGGACGCUCUGAACACAGCCUGGGACUUAUGUGUGCGGCGAUCAACGGCAUUGAGGAUCGUGUGUUGAAGAGAGCCCAGGAGAUUCUAGACAUGCUUGAAGGAGACAAAGACAUUGAUGAGGUCUUUUCGAAACCCAGUGAUGAGGAUAUCAAGGAAUUGAAGAAUGCGGAGAUCGUUGCUAGGCGGUUUCUUGCCAUGGAAUUGCCAGAAGAAGGGAGUACUACCGUGAAUGGUCGUUCGGUUCGGGACAUGGUUCGGGACAUCUUGGUGAUCGAGGAGGAUGAGGGAGAAGUAGGCGAUGCUGGAUCCGAGAAGUGA
This is a messenger RNA of Sordaria macrospora k-hell, 2772 nucleotides long. RefSeq lists its product as uncharacterized. Gene Ontology annotation, biological process: chiasma assembly; mismatch repair. Gene Ontology annotation, cellular component: nucleus. The record is from RefSeq and is a predicted model, not a curated record. Lineage: Eukaryota; Fungi; Ascomycota; Sordariomycetes; Sordariales; Sordariaceae. Gene Ontology annotation, molecular function: ATP-dependent DNA damage sensor activity; ATP binding; mismatched DNA binding.